AGAGAAGAAAGGAGAGAGAAGAAAGGAGAGAGAAGAAAGGAGAGAGAAGAAAGGAGAGAGAAGAAAGGAGAGAGAAGAAAGGAGAGAGAAGAAAGGAGAGAGAAGAAAGGAGAGAGAAGAAAGGAGAGAGAAGAAAGGAGAGAGAAGAAAGGAGAGAGAAGAAAGGAGAGAGAAGAAAGGAGAGAGAAGAAAGGAGAGAGAAGAAAGGAGAGAGAAGAAAGGAGAGAGAAGAAAGGAGAGAGAAGAAAGGAGAGAGAAGAAAGGAGAGAGAAGAAAGGAGAGAGAAGAAAGGAGAGAGAAGAAAGGAGAGAGAAGAAAGGAGAGAGAAGAAAGGAGAGAGAAGAAAGGAGAGAGAAGAAAGGAGAGAGAAGAAAGGAGAGAGAAGAAAGGAGAGAGAAGAAAGGAGAGAGAAGAAAGGAGAGAGAAGAAAGGAGAGAGAAGAAAGGAGAGAGAAGAAAGGAGAGAGAAGAAAGGAGAGAGAAGAAAGGAGAGAGAAGAAAGGAGAGAGAAGAAAGGAGAGAGAAGAAAGGAGAGAGAAGAAAGGAGAGAGAAGAAAGGAGAGAGAAGAAAGGAGAGAGAAGAAAGGAGAGAGGGAAAGGAGAGAGGGAAAGGAGAGAGGGAAAGGAGAGAGGGAAAGGAGAGAGGGAAAGGAGAGAGGGAAAGGAGAGAGGGAAAGGAGAGAGGGAAAGGAGAGAGGGAAAGGAGAGAGGGAAAGGAGAGAGGGAAAGGAGAGAAGAAAGAGAGAAGAAAGAGAGAAGAAAGAGAGAAGAAAGAGAGAAGAAAGAGAGAAAGAAGAGAGAAGAAAGAGAGAAGAAAGAGAGAAGAAAGAGAGAAGAAGAGAGAAAAAGAGAGGAAGAAGAGAAGAAAGAGAGGAAGAAGAGAAGAAGAGAAAUCUAUU
Schistocerca cancellata (South American locust) is the source of this 898-nucleotide messenger RNA. Its product is annotated as octapeptide-repeat protein T2-like. The annotation marks the transcript as partial. The record is from RefSeq and is a predicted model, not a curated record. NCBI's taxonomy places the organism in Eukaryota, Metazoa, Arthropoda, Insecta, Orthoptera, Acrididae. The transcript has a single exon.